AUGUGUAACUUAUCAUCGAACGAUACAUGCGGCCAAGGCCACGCACGACACAGUAUCCGGCUCAGCCUUCAUUAUACCCGAUCUGAUUUGCCGUACUGCGCCGCAAUCAUUCUCACCACCGGAUGCCACAUACAUGGUACAGGCAACCACAGCUUGAGACUCUCCAACAUCCUUAGGUCCGGCCCGAAUGACUGCGCCGCAACUGUACAUCUGCAGCAAAGAUUGCAGUCGUAG
Plenodomus lingam JN3 is the source of this 234-nucleotide messenger RNA. Lineage: Eukaryota; Fungi; Ascomycota; Dothideomycetes; Pleosporales; Leptosphaeriaceae. The record is from RefSeq and is a predicted model, not a curated record.